AACGCGACGCUUCCUGGUUAACUACAAAUGGAGCGAUCGUUCUGUUUUAAACCUGAUCUCCGGUGGGAAAUCUUUGGACAGGGGUCGAAAUGUCGCACAGCUUGCUUGUCGUCGUCGUGUUUUACCUGUUUGUCACCGCCUCGUGCAAGUUCCCGGCUUUGGAUCACUUGAAACCGCAAGCCAGCGACAAGACGCAGGGCAGAGCUGUGGUCGACCUGCUGAGACGUCUGCUUGGGAAUAGAUCCACUGAGUUCAUCAUCGUAGUGAAUAGGAGCCUUUCCAACGACAGUUUGGAUGUGUGCGAGCUCAAGUCGACCAAAAAUAACAAGAUCGUCGCCACGGGCAACACCGGAGUGUCCGUAGCGUCUGGAAUUUACAACUACUUGAAGUAUUUUUGCAACUGUCACGUGUCUUGGUCCGGUGAUCAGUUGGAUCUACCGCGUCCUCUUCCGAAACUCUCCGGUGUCCUCCGCAUCAACACCCAGCAUAGGUUCCGCUACUACCAGAAUGUCUGCACUGUUAGCUAUUCGUCUGUCUGGUGGGACUGGCAAAGGUGGGAGAGAGAGAUUGACUGGAUGGCGCUGAAUGGAAUCAAUCUUCCUUUGGCUUUCACUGGCCAAGAGGCCCUGUGGCAAGAGGUUUACCGUGCUCUUGGUUUAAACCAAUCAGAAAUCGAAGAAUUCUUCGCCGGCCCGGCCUUUCUUGCCUGGAACCGCAUGGGAAACAUGUUCAAGUUUGGCGGACCCCUUCCACAGUCUUGGCAUGUGUCCCAGCUGACCCUCCAAUUGAAAAUCUUGGAACGAAUGAGGUCAUUUGGCAUGAUUCCAGUGUUGCCAGCCUUUUCUGGUAACAUCCCAAGGGGAAUCCUUAGGUUGCACCCCGAAGCAAACGUAACAAGGUUGGGGCCAUGGUCUCACUUCAACUGCAGCUACUCGUGCUCCUACAUCUUGGAUCCCAGGGACCCGCUUUUCCUCCGGAUCGGUUCCCUCUACCUUUCCCAGGUGGUCAAACAAUUUGGAACGGAUCACAUCUAUAAUACGGACACCUUCAAUGAGAUGAUUCCACCUUCCUCGGACCCCGCCUACCUGUCUGCUGUCAGUCGUUCCGUUUUUGCCUCAAUGACUGCUGUUGAUCCUCAGGCAAUUUGGCUAAUGCAGGGAUGGUUGUUCUUUAACGCCGCAGCUUUCUGGAAGCCUGCCCAGAUUCGGGCCCUACUACACGGCGUGCCCCUCGGACGGAUGAUCGUGCUAGAUUUGUUUGCGGAGACCGAGCCAAUUUUCUCCUACACUGAGUCUUUCUACGGGCAGCCUUUCAUCUGGUGCAUGCUCCAAAACUUUGGCGGUAACAGCGGUCUCUUUGGCACAGUCGAGAGUGUCAACUCAGGGCCUUUUAAAGCCUCGCGUUUCCCAAACUCCACCAUGGUCGGCGUAGGGAUGACACCCGAGGGUAUUGAGCAAAAUCCCGUCUUGUACGAGCUGAUGAGCGAACUGGCGUGGCGCAAGGAACCGGUCAACUUGGUCAAGUGGGCGUCGCUCUACGCCGUGCGUCGUUACGGCACCACGCAGGACGGCCUGAUCUCCGCGUGGAGGCUCCUGUUUUCCAGCGUGUACAACUGCACCGUGCCGCAUUACCGAAAUCAUAACCACAGCCCGUUAGUGCGCCGGCCGUCUUUCCGCAUGAACGUCGACCUUUGGUACAGCCCGGCCGACUUGUUCAAAGCGUGGAAACUCAUCAUGGAUGCGUCUCCGUCUCUGGCGUCCAAGGAAACUUUCCGCUACGACCUCGUCGACGUGACUCGGGAGGUUUUGCAAGUUCUAACGACAUCGUUUUACCUGGAUAUCACCGAUGCCUUUCAUAAACAAAAGCUGCCGGAACUGCUGGUUUCAGCCGGGGUGCUCAUAUACGAUCUUUUGCCGGAACUGGAUCGUUUGCUAAGUAGCGAUCGCCAUUUUCUGUUAGGGACGUGGCUGGAUCGGGCUAAAUCCUUAGCUAUCGACGAGGAAGAGGCUAAGCUUUACGAUAUGAACGCCAGGAACCAGCUUACUCUUUGGGGGCCUGGCGGUGAAAUCCAAGACUAUGCUAGCAAAGAGUGGGGAGGACUGAUGGAGGACUACUACGCCCAACGAUGGGGCCUUUUCGUCCAAACGCUGGUGGAGUGUCUGGACAGCGGGCAGCCGUUUCAUCAAGAAGCCUUCAACCAAGCUGUUUUUCAAGUAGAAAAGGGAUUUAUUUAUAACGGCCGGAAGUACCCCGCGGAACCUCGAGGCGACACGUACGAAAUCGCCCGUAGGAUCUUUCUAAAGUAUUACCCGCAAGCCUUGAAAACCUUGAAAAGACCCUGACCAAACGUCCUCAUUUGCCCGGAUAUGUCCACUUUUUAAAUCUUGUCAGGGGCGUCCGACAGGGUUUUUGUAAAUUCAUGAAAAUGUCCGGUUUUCAUUAUUUUUCACGGGACCAAUUAGCGUGUGUUGAAAUUGACUGACGCUUUGCACAGAAUACUACGGUACUGCGCUGCCUAUGUGACGUGUUCCCAGAGAGCCUACCCAGUUGUUAAGACUUUUAUUAUGAUCAAUACAUAAGUCCCUGACAAAAGUCUUGUCGGUUAUCCAUUUUGUAGAAACAAUUGCUAACUAGCCCUUUAAGCAGGACUCAACAGGCCCUCGGGAGUCCUGUGUUGAUUUCUCCAAUUUCUUUUCGGUGAUUUUUUUUGGGGGUCAUUAGGUUUUUUUCCCUUCCAGGAGGAGUCGGUCUUGUAAAAAAGGCCAUUUCCUGUUCCCAGCCGGGGGCGCCAGGCCUAAUGGGUGAUAUUUCAAUGAAGUCGAGUUCAGGCUGGGAUACAUCACGUACAUGCCAAAUAUGAAAAAGAUUGAACGUUGUAUGGGGGAGUUAUUAGUCAUUUUCUGAAUUUGGUGUUUUGUCAAAAAAAUGUCCGACUUUGGCACCCCAUGGAUUUUGGAUCUUUUUUUUCUCCUACAGAUAAAGUAGCAGAGUGUGAAGUAACAUCCUUAAUGAGUCAAAGCAGUUAUUCACUGCUGUCAUCAGAUGAACCAAUUUAUCUAAUUGAAAAGUACAUAGUAUUUUUUUCUCCCACAGAAGAAGUAGCAGAGUGUGAACCCUAAGCCCUGACCCUAACCCUAACACACACGCAAAAAAAACAAACAAAAAAACGCCACACACAGGUCAGGCCCGUGAAUGAAAACUCACCAAUUUGAUAUGUGCAAAUUUUGGUGAGUUUUCGAGCAUGUUCAGAACUUCAAAUUGGCCAUUUUCAUUUGCCCUGAAGAAACCCUAACCCUAAUCCCCAAAUUUGCCCCACUUUGGCACUCCGCCCAGGUCAGGCCCGUGAAUGAAAACUCACCAUUUUGAUAACAUCUCAUAUGGCUCAUGAAGAGUCUCACCAAUUUUGAGGAGGAUCCAACUAACUGCCUCGGCGCACUGGUCUCAAACGUGCACCCUGAUUUUCGACAAAAAUGGCAUGUUUUUCAAUAUUCAAUCCAAAAUACCUGAUUUCCUGUUGGGUUUGGAAUAUGGGUGCAAGAGACUUUUGAAGCAUUUUUUCACAAGGUAUCCUAACCCUAAACCCUCACCCUAAUCCCCAAAUAAACCCGAUUUUGGCACUCCGCCCAGGUCAGGCCCGUGAAUGAAAACUCACCAUUUUGAUAACAUCUCAUAUGUCACAUGAAGAGUCUCACCAAUUUUGAGGAGGAUCCAACUAACUGCCUCGGCGCAAUGGUCUCAAACGUGCACCCUGGUUUUCGACAAAAAUGGCAUGUUUUUCAAUAUUAAAUCCAAAAUACCUGAUUUCCUGUUGGGUUUGGAAUAUGGUUGCAAGAGACUUUUGAAGCAUUUUUUUCACAAGGUAUCGACUUCCCAAAUUUCCUCGCUCUACGUUGAAAAAACCAAAAUGGAGAGGCCUUUUAUAAAAACUCCAGGGAGCGCCACUGAGCCUUUUUUUGACAUUUUUUCACAACGUUGCCAAAUUAUGGAAAUUUUCGUGAAUCCGCAUGCAAAUUUUGGUGAGUUUUUGAGCAUCUUAAGACCUCCAUUUCAUUUCAUUUGCCAUGAAAAAAGAAUAAUAAUCCUUUGCAGAACAAUAGGGCGCAGAACAAUAGGGCCUUUGCACCUGUUGGUGCUCGGGCCCUAAAACUUUUAAUGAUUCAAUUGGUUUCAGAAAUGGCUCAUGUGAAAGCUAAGACCCUCCCAAAUGAUGUUGAAUGUACAAAAAUAUAUUUGUUUCACUGAAAAAGUAUUGAUCAUUGAAUGAAGACUUAAAGGUCAAAUUUUGGCAAGACAAAAGUUUUGUCGCCUACAGAAAGUAGUGUGAAAAUUGAACAAAAAAUGUACUUCAAAUACAAUAAAAAUAAGCGAAUGAAGUAGUGGUGCUGUGAGAUCCAAAUUUAAUAUUUUGUAUGACUUCCAUGGGCUUGAAGGACUGCAUCCAUGCGGUUCGGCAAAGAUUCAUACACUUUAUUGAGGAACAUCAAAGAAAGCAGUCUUGCAUGCCUCCCAGAGUUCAUCAACAUUCUUGGGUUUCGUCUUCCAUGCUGCCUCUUUCAUCCUGUUCAUGUCUGGUGACUGGGCUGGCCAGUCCUGGAGGAUCUUGAUCUUCUUUGCCUUGAGGAACUUUGAGGUAGAGCUUGAAGUAUGCGAUGGAGCACCAUCUUGCUGCAGAAUUUGUCCCUUUUUGUGGUUGGUAAUGUAAUAGGCAGUUAAGAUUUGUUGAUAUUUCAGACUAUUUAUGUUGCCUUCCACCCUGCAGAUCUCUCAGGGUUAAGCCUGUCGCAAUAUGCAAUAAUUCCAUUUAUCGCACGAUAAAUAAAAAUGAAGGUGGUAAUUUUCUCCGCUGAAAUUUAUCGCCUUACGUGCGUGCGCGCGUGCGGCAGACGUGCUGUUAAAAGUCCGGAUUCCUUGUUACCAACUGCGUAAAAUGCAUCUUCGUUCCAGGUCCGGCAAAAAAUAGCGCCGGGGCCAAUCGUUCCAUUUAUAUCCUAUUGUUCAACGUAUACCGGCCGCGUCAGUGUUUCGGAUUGACUGCGGACCAUCUCCGGCGUGCCGGUGUUGUUGACGUGUGGGCGUCCUCAAUGUACACACAAGGACAUAGGUUGAGUUAACUUUAAUCCAUUUUAACUGGGUGCACGUGUGAUUUAGUUAGUGCCACCACCUGUUAUGUGCCAAAAGUAAGUAACAGGUGCUGUUACUUACACAAAUUUGAGAAGCAUCACAUGAUUUUUCAAAGGAUGCCACUACUUUUGUCCGGCCCAUUUUUGGAGUUUGGCAUGAAAUGAUGACGAUUUAAUUUUUUUCCCCAUUGUCCUUUGAGUUUUGUUCAUUGCAAGCAAAACAAAUGACGAUAUUACUCCCAAAGCAUUUGUAAUCGCAGUCAUUUACUGGGAGAAAUUGAGCAUUCUCUGACAGAAUUGCAUGGGUGCCAAUACUUUUGGCCAGCACUGUAUAUAGAUGUCAAUUUUGUUGACGUUAACAGUGAGUAAAUUUAAAAAUAAGCAGAUAUUAGUAUAAUAAUGGGAGGUACCAUUUAGACAAAUUGAAUGUAUAAAUGGUAAAGAUUAAAGAUGUCCCGAUCGAUCGGGAUCGCGUCAUUUUCAAUGUAUCGAAAUUGGCAAAAAAAUAUCGGACAUGCCUUUUAUUAUAUGUAUAUUUUUUAAUUAAAUCGUUUUCUAAUUGUAUUUAAUGUUACAGACAAUAUGUCUUACACUCAUCCAGAGUCUUUAGUUUUGGCUUAAAGUAGGGCUAUCAAAUUUAUCGCGUUAACGGCGGUAAUUAAUUUUUUUUAAAAUGAAUCACGUUAAAAUAUUUAACGCAAUUAACGCAUGCGCUGCACGAUCCACUCACACAUUGUCGCGUUCAAUCUAUAAUGGCGCCGUUUUACCUAUAUAUAGAGUUAAAAGGCAGCGUAAAAUGAGUAGAGUGAAUUUUGGCAGUCUUUGGAGCCUUUUUUUCAUUGGCUAAAGCCUUAAAAUCCCUCUCUCAACAAUUAAAAAUGCCGUGGGAAGCAAUGUGGGGAAGAAAGGUAGUAGUUGAUCUUUUUCUUAACACCCUAUGUUGUUUUCCAACGCAGAGAAGAUAUAUCAAUUGGUGCCACUACGCACAGUCAUGGUUGCACUUCCCAUCAUGCAUUUGGGCAUGGCUACAGUAUCAUUUACUGAAAGCUCAACAAAUACACUAGAUGGCAAUAUUUAGUCACAAUAUACAAGGUCACAUUUAUCCUUUAAGAAUUACAAGUCUUUCUAUCCGUGGAUCCCUCUCACAGAAAGAAUGUUAAUAAUGUAAAUGCCAUCUUGAGGAUUUAUUGUCAUAAUAAACAAAUACAGUACUUAUGUACUGUAUGUUGAAUGUAUAUAUUCGUCCGAGUUUUAUUCAUUUUUUUCUUAAUGCAUUGCCAAAAUGUAUAUGAUCGGGAAAAAUUAUCGGGAAUGAUUGGAAUUGAAUCGGGAGCAAAAAAAAAAAAAAAGCAAUCGGAUCGGGAAAUAUCGGGAUCGGCAGAUACUCAAACUAAAACGAUCGGAUCGGGAGCAAAAAAACAUGAUCGGAGCAACCCUACUAAAAAUACUGACUUCAUAUAUCAUGGCCAGAUGGUUAGACAUAACAUACCAGUUACAGGUUGUAUAACUCAUCAAAUAAAUUCAUUUAUUAAUGCUUCCCUGCAUAAAUGAUAUAUGACAUUUGUUAGCUCGUGAGCAAAAUGAACACAGACCGAUAAAGCUGCCGGAAUAAACCAACCAUUCGACACCGAGACAAAAUGAAGUCAUUGAUAUUAACAUAAGGCAGUUACAGGAAAAAAAAAAAAAAGUGUAAACUUGAGUUAAGACUCCAACAAUUUGAUUAGAUUUUUUUUUUUUUUUGCAUUUAGAAUCAUUAAAAUUGCAAUGUUAAAUUACACAUGAAUAAAAAAUGUAUUCACAUUUUCCAAUGACAUAAAAAGGCGUUUAAAUCAAAGUGAUGCAGUCGAUCUCACGCACACGAUUAAAGCAGCUUGCAAGUCAAGACAUAAGGAGCCAGUUAUGAUGGAAGCAGCCAUUUUUUAAAAAAGCACAAUGAACACCCUCGUUUCCAUAAAAAAAUAAACAUACUGUUGUUGAGAGGAUUGACAUGAAACGACCAGCAAAGUUGAAAAGAGGUGUUUAGACAUGAACUCGCUGCUUUGCGACAGCUUUAAUCUCAAGAUAAUACGCUAGUUUGGUCUUGAUUCAAGUUGCUUUGGGUUAUCAUCUAACGCAUGUAGAAUAUUUGCAGUUGUCAGUUCACAAAUCAGCCCAGGAAUUAAAAAAAUAUUAGUCAAACGGUACAGAAAAAAAUUAAAAUAACUCCUUUUUUAACCAUCCAUACAAUGCCCCUUUAAAAUAAAAUAGAACAAAAGGCCAUUCCAUUGCUGUCUUUCUCCAUUCAUCAUUUCAUCAAGCAACACUUUCUUUAAUACAAUCUUGACCAUAUAAAUUGCAAUUUUAUCACUCACUGCCAUAACUGCACCACUUUACGACAAAAAACUUGUCAUAAAUGACGUGGUAUCGGAUAUCAGAAGCAAAACAAGGACUCCGACUGAAGGUGGUCAUCAAUGGACGACGUGAGACGAAACAUUGAGCGUCAAGGAGUGUCAGACUACGGCCCAGUUUUCAUUGGAAUGCUGAAAAUUUCUCUGAAUAUGGCCCGCACAAGCUUUCCAAAUUUUUCUUUUAAUCCAAUUCCAAUCCUCUGCUUAACAAAUGAAAGUGGAAAGAUUUCAAGUUGCAUCCGUUGGAAAAAGUUUGGACACCCCUGGUUUACAACAACAGCGCAAGAAUAAUCUAGCAGAAAGCAAAAUAAAAUCAUGUUAACUACAGUAUGUAUUCAUGGUGGUCAUUACCUGAGUUAGUUCCCCGUUGACACUGAAUUCGACAAAAAACAAAACAACAACAACAACAAAGUGACAGCCAAGGUUAUCUUUAAAAGAGAAGUUCAGAUUUUUUUGACAUUGGGCUUUAUCUUCGAGCUAGUGGAGGUUUAAUGAGCUAGCGUGAGUCAAUGGGGUUUGCUAGCAUGCCAAUAAAAAAACAACAUAUGCAAUAGGGCUGCAGCUAUGGAUUAUUUUAGUAGUCAUAUUGGGCUUUAUCUUCGAGUUAGAGGAAGUUUAAUUAGUUGGUUUCAACAAAUUCCGUGCAGUUUUUUAGUGUCAGGGCUCUGCAGUGGCUAAGCUAGCGCGAAUCAAGUCAAUGGGGUUUGCUAGCAUGCUAAUAAAAAACAACAUAUGCACUAGGGCUGCAGCUAUGGAUUAUUUUAGUAGUCGAUUAAUCUAUUAACUAGUUAGUUCGAAUCAUCAAGUAAUUGGAUUAGCAACAUUUAAUGCGUUGCAGAAUACAUUUUAGGAGUUGUAAAACAAAGGCUUGCUAAGAAGAACUUUUAA
Corythoichthys intestinalis (scribbled pipefish) is the source of this 8395-nucleotide messenger RNA. It is a transcript of the gene naglu, whose product is annotated as N-acetylglucosaminidase, alpha. NCBI's taxonomy places the organism in Eukaryota, Metazoa, Chordata, Actinopteri, Syngnathiformes, Syngnathidae. The record is from RefSeq and is a predicted model, not a curated record. The coding region runs from base 90 to 2342 and encodes 750 amino acids. The transcript is spliced from 6 exons.